AUGAACAAGCUGUACAUUGGGAACCUAAACGAAAACGUUACUCCAGGCGAUUUGGAGAAAGUCUUCAAUGACCACAAGAUCUCCUUCAGUGGUCAGUUUCUGGUGAAAUCGGGCUAUGCCUUUGUGGAUUGCCCUGAUGAGCAAUGGGCUAUGAAAGCCAUCGAAACUUUUUCUGGGAAAGUGGAGCUACAUGGAAAACAGCUAGAGAUUGAACAUUCAGUACCCAAAAAGCAAAGGAGCCGCAAAAUUCAGAUAAGAAAUAUCCCACCCCAGCUACGAUGGGAGGUGUUGGAUGGUUUGCUAGCUCAGUAUGGUACUGUAGAAAAUUGUGAACAAGUGAACACAGACAGCGAGACGGCCGUCGUCAACGUCACCUAUUCAAACCGGGAGCAGACCAGACAGGCGAUCAUGAAACUGAAUGGGCACCAGCUGGAAAACCAUGCACUGAAAGUCUCCUACAUCCCUGACGAACAGUCCAUGCAGGGGCCUGAGAAUGGGCGGCGGGGUGGCUUCGGCACACGGGGGGCCCCCAGGCAGGGCUCGCCCGUCGCUGCAGGAGCGCCCGUAAAGCAGCAGCCGGUGGACAUCCCACUCCGACUCCUGGUGCCCACGCAGUACGUGGGGGCCAUCAUCGGCAAGGAGGGGGCCACCAUCCGCAACAUCACCAAGCAGACGCAGUCCAAAAUCGACGUGCACAGGAAGGAGAACGCGGGAGCAGCGGAGAAAGCCAUCAGCAUCCAUUCCACCCCCGAGGGCUGCUCCGCGGCCUGCAAGAUGAUCUUGGAGAUUAUGCAGAAGGAGGCAAAAGACACCAAGACAGCUGACGAGGUUCCCUUGAAGAUCCUGGCCCAUAAUAACUUUGUGGGGCGGCUGAUCGGCAAGGAGGGGCGGAACCUGAAGAAGGUGGAACAGGACACGGAGACGAAAAUCACCAUCUCGUCUUUGCAGGAUCUGACUCUCUACAACCCUGAAAGGACGAUCACGGUGAAGGGCUCCAUCGAGAACUGCUGCAAAGCCGAGCAGGAGAUCAUGAAGAAAGUGAGGGAAGCGUACGAAAACGACGUGGCUGCCAUGAGCCUACAGUCUCAUCUGAUCCCCGGCCUUAACCUGGCUGCUGUCGGACUCUUCCCGGCGUCUUCUAACGCGGUGCCGCCGCCUCCAAGCAGCAUCUCCGGGGCAGCGCCAUAUAACUCCUUCAUGCCCCCAGAGCAAGAGACGGUGCACGUCUUCAUCCCCGCGCAGGCAGUCGGCGCGAUCAUCGGCAAGAAAGGACAGCACAUUAAACAGCUCUCCAGAUUUGCGAGCGCCUCCAUCAAGAUCGCGCCACCCGAGACACCGGAUUCCAAAGUGCGCAUGGUUAUAAUCACUGGACCACCAGAAGCUCAGUUCAAGGCACAAGGACGAAUUUAUGGCAAACUCAAGGAGGAAAACUUUUUUGGGCCUAAAGAAGAAGUGAAGCUGGAGACGCACAUUAGGGUCCCUGCCUCAGCCGCAGGGAGAGUUAUUGGCAAAGGAGGCAAAACUGUCAAUGAACUACAGAACCUGACGGCAGCAGAGGUGGUGGUGCCGCGGGACCAGACGCCUGAUGAGAACGAGCAAGUCAUUGUAAAAAUCAUUGGACACUUCUAUGCCAGCCAGAUGGCGCAGCGCAAGAUACGCGAUAUCCUGGCCCAGGUGAAACAGCAGCAUCAGAAGGGACAGAGCGGCCAGACGCAAGCGCGGAGGAAAUAAGAGCAGCUAGCACGCAACGACUGUGACAAAAAUUGGAAAAUGAAUGAGUCGAUGCCGGGCUUAAGAGUGGCUGGGAAUCAGUUACCGUAGACAGAUGAUAACUUUUCAUGACCAGAUUGAGAUUAAAAGGCAGUUUGAUUGGCUUCCAAGGUAGAUGCCUACAUUUAAAAAAAAACAAAACAAAAAACCCCCUGGAUCAAUUAGAUAAACAAUCUAUAUGUCGCAAAGGCUGCUUAAAUGAAGCAACAUGUGCUGCGGUGUGUGUCACCCCCAACACCCUCUUGCUGCUGUGAUUGGCCAGCGCCCAGCAAUGGAGGUUCCACCAUCCCUUGCCGCAGCGCUGCAGUGAAUCUAGUGCGUAGCAAUUAAAAUUGGAAACAGUCCGUCCCCUCCUACCCCCUGCACUGCAGCAGAUGCAACAUAGAUGCUCAUUUAAGUUGACUUUUGUGGGCCAGUCCACCCCAAACUUGUGGUGCCAUCAUACCCUUCGUAGAAGAGUUCCAGGGUGCUGCUUUCUGGCCACCACGUUACACAUAGAUAUGAGACUGAUUAAAAACAAACAGAAAAAAAUUCUUAGAGCAAAGUAACUUUUCUUAGUGCUGAUUUUAGAAAUUCCAACAGAUAGGAUGGUUCCUACUCCCAUUCGCAGUAAAAUCUAGCGUGGGUGAAGGUUUUAGAACAAAAUGGACUCGGAUAACACCGGAACCCUGCACUGAUCAGUCUUAGAACAUCCGAGAACGUGAUGGAGGAGAGAGACCUCUCUUCCAUUGUGUACCAAACUCAGUGCAAUGACUUUGCAAAGCCUUAUAAGACAGGAGAGCAACUAUAUUUUCCAGGAUGACUUUUUUUUUUUUUUUUAAACUAAGCCUAUGAAAUGAUUGCAGAAUUGGGGAGAAGUGUCAAGGCUAACCCUAGCACAGGCAAACCUAAACAGUAACCCUUCUGGGUGAUCAGCACUGGAAAGAACCAGGCACGACGCCCCAUCCUACCAAGUGACGCUAUUCACAAGAAUGAAAUCACCCGAGGAAAAAAGUUUUGGUCCCUCCCUCUUUUAAACAAUGACACCCCCCACCCAAAAAAAUUGCUUUGUAGGAAACAUGAUUAAAUCUUCCUCUAUUUAAUAAUCAUCUUAUUUAAAAAAAAAACUAAGGCCAGGAUUUUUAAUCAACCCUGAGAGUGUUGGGUGUCCAACUGAAGAUAGCUCAGUGGUUUGAGCAUUGGCCUGCUAAACUCAGGGUUGUGAGUUCAAUCCUUGAAGGGGCCAUUUAGGGAUCUAGGGCAAAAAUCUGUCUGGGGAUUGGUCCUGCUUUGAGCAGGGGGUUGGACUAGAUGACCUCCUGAGGUCCCUUCCAACCCUGUGAUUCUGUGAAGGCAGGGCUUCACACCUCAAGAGGCCAAAAACUGCAAGCUCCUAUAGAAAUGAAUUGACAGGCUCAUGCCUGGGAGGCAGUGCUGUCUAGUGGAUAGAUCACUGCUCUAAGACAGGACACUUGUAUUCUAUUCCAGCAGUUCUCAACCAGGGAUCUGAGGCCCUCUCGGGGGCAGCGAGCAGGUUUCAGGGUGUCUACCCAGCAGGGCCAGCGUUAGACUUGCUGGGGCCGAGGGCAGAAAGCCGAAGUCCCACCACGUGGGGCUGAAGCCGAAGCCUGAGCAACUUAGCUGCGUGGGGCCCCGGGCAACUGCCCGGCUUGCUACCCCCUAACACCGGCCCUGGAUUUCAUAUGCAGAAAAACAUUUGUUGUGGCACAGGUGGGCCGUGGAGUUUUUACAGCAUGUUGAAGGGGCCUCAGAAAGAAAAAGGGUGAGAACUCUUGUUCUAUUUCCCACUCUGCAAGUAGCCUGGUGGGUAACCUUGGGGAAGUGUUUAUGCCUCAGUUUCCCCAUCUACAAAUGGAGAUAAUGAUGCUUACCUCCUUUUGUAAAUGCUUUGACAUCUACUAAUGAUAAAAUCUAGGUAUUAUUAUUAUUAUUAUUAUUACCAUCAUCAGGCACCUGCUCGCUUCACUGCAGACAGCAGGCAUCCAAUGGGAUUUGAGCACCCACUUCCCACUGGCCUCUGAAAAUUGCAGCCUAAACCGAAAAGGAUAGAAUCUUUGAAAACACCCAGGGAAGGUUUAUAAGCUAACUAGGAACAAGGAUCCCAAUUCAAAUACACUCUCCUGGGGUUAUUUGUCUUUUACUUUUCCCUUUAUUCUCUCCAGGUGGUGGGGGAAUUCCUGAAAUUUGGCACAUUAAAAAAAAAAAAAAAAAGUAAACCCGCAAGCAAAACUUUUCUGCAGUAAAAAAUACCUUCUUUUCAUGAGACAAAACCAAAUAUAUACGUCAAAAGAAUGUAAUAUGGUU
Malaclemys terrapin pileata is the source of this 4074-nucleotide messenger RNA. It is a transcript of the gene IGF2BP1, whose product is annotated as insulin like growth factor 2 mRNA binding protein 1. Gene Ontology annotation, cellular component: nucleus; cytosol; cytoplasm. Lineage: Eukaryota; Metazoa; Chordata; Testudines; Emydidae. The coding region runs from base 1 to 1731 and encodes 576 amino acids. Gene Ontology annotation, biological process: regulation of gene expression; nervous system development. The record is from RefSeq and is a predicted model, not a curated record. The transcript is spliced from 15 exons. Gene Ontology annotation, molecular function: mRNA 3'-UTR binding.